Molecule: messenger RNA, 1590 nt
Organism: Megachile rotundata (alfalfa leafcutting bee)
Lineage: Eukaryota; Metazoa; Arthropoda; Insecta; Hymenoptera; Megachilidae
Gene: O-fut1
Product: O-fucosyltransferase 1
Biological process (GO): Notch signaling pathway; protein O-linked glycosylation via fucose
Molecular function (GO): peptide-O-fucosyltransferase activity
Source: RefSeq, a predicted model, not a curated record
UGGGGAUUUUAUAGCAAUGUUGAAUCGAAUGCAAUUUUAGAGAAGAAUGUCCCUAUUUUACGUCGGUUCUUUUUUUGAUAGCAUCUCUAUGUUUUCAUUUAUCAAUGCACGUAUCCAUAGUAAUCGAGGAAAUGUAUAAAAGUUGCACUAGAAUAGUUUAGAUUUUAAAUUUUGGAAUUUAGAUUGAACUGUGUGUCGUAUUCCUAACCUGAUAUAUAUACAUAAGUCAUUUACAAUACAUCACGUUAGAUACAAAAACCGAAUCAUAAUGUUUAUUAUUACUUUCUUUAUUUUAUCAAUGACAUUGCAUAGCACAUAUUGUGAAAAUUUUGAUAUUGAUACAAAUGGCUACAUUGUUUAUUGUCCCUGUAUGGGAAGAUUUGGAAAUCAAGCAGAUCAUUUUUUAGGUGCUUUAGGAUUCGCAAAAGCCUUAAAUAGAACAUUAGUUCUACCACCAUGGGUUGAAUAUAGAACUGGAGAGACAAGAUCUAUACAAGUUCCUUUUGAUACAUAUUUUAAUGUUUCUCGAGUACAAAGUUGUCAUAAGGCAAUAGUUAUGGAAGAUUUCAUGAAGGAUAUUGCACCAAGGAUAUGGCAACCAAAGGAAAGAGUAUCUUUUUGUUACUCUGCACGUGGAAAAGGGGAUUCAUGCAAUGCUAAAGAAGGAAACCCAUUUGGUCCAUUUUGGGACACAUAUAACAUAGAUUUUGUAAAAUCAGAAUUUUAUGGUCCUCUGCAUUAUGAUGUUUAUCAUACAGACAUGGCAUUACAAUGGGGAAGACAAUACCCUGCUAUAAACUGGCCAGUAUUGGCUUUUACAGGUGCACCUGCUAGCUUUCCUGUUCAGUUAGAAAACAAAAAGUUACACAAAUGUCUUGAAUGGAAUACAGAUAUGCUUAAUAAAGCAAAAGCAUUUGUAAAAGAAAAAUUACCUAGAGGAGCAUUUGUAGGAAUUCAUUUACGUAAUGGAAUUGAUUGGGUUCGUGCUUGUGAAUUUAUAUCAAGUACACCAAACCUUUUCGCUGCUCCUCAAUGUCUCGGUUAUCGAAAUGAACGCGGAAAAGCAACUUCUGCUAUGUGCUUGCCAACAUUUGAUUUGAUAGUACGUCAUUUAAAACGUGUUAUACGUAAUGGCAAUGACAUUAAAUCAGUAUUUGUAGCAUCUGAUAAUAAUUACAUGAUUGAGGAACUUACUAAAGCAUUGGCACGUAUGGAAGUACCGGUGUUCAAACAAGAUCAGCCUGCAUCUCCUCAUUUAGACUUAGCUAUUCUUGGAAGAGCAAAUUAUUUUAUAGGAAAUUGUAUUUCUUCUUUCUCAGCGUUUGUAGCAAGAGAAAGAGAGAUUAAAGGAUAUCCUACAUUUUUCUGGGGCUUUCCUACGGAAAGAUCAUCAGCCUCCAUUAUGCAUGAAGAAUUGUAACAUUUGUAACUACCUUUAUCAUAUAUUUUCAUUUAUUCUUAAUUUCAUUCAUUGAUAAUUAAUAAGAGACAUUUACAUUUUAAUUAAAUUAUUAUAAAAACUUGAUGGACUCGUCUUUUUAUGUACCAUUUUUUUAAUAAAUAUUGAACUAACUAAUAAUGAACUAUAUA